AUGCGACGCAUCUGCGCGCGCUUCAGAGGACUGCGUGGUAUUGCCGCUCCACUCCUUGGUGCAAGUGGCGGCAGCCAGGGAAAUGUGGGUGACGUGGAGAUGUUGCAGAAUUCCGCCGACUCGGACCGCCUCACGGCCGUAGAGCUCCACGUUGUCCACGCACCGAUUCUCAGGCGUCUUGCCGUCUGGAGUCUUGCCACUGUCUGCGUGGUCGCAAGUGCUGGAUUAUUCGCGCUGCUGCUGAACGAGUGGGUGCAGAAUCCUAACCAAAGAGGGUGGCUCCUGCUGGGCUCUGCGUUCUACGUUCUGGCAUCUCUGAAAUGUCUCUGGAAUGAGUUGCAAAGGAUCUGGACAGAGACAAUGACGCUGCAAGCUUUCGUGGACCGCCGAUCGUCCAAGAGCCUGUUUGAAGGCAUCACCGAACACGUAGAGAAGGCAUGCAACCUCAUCCUGUUGCGCUGCCGCGCUUUUGAUGCCUGCAUGUUCCCCGAAUGCUGUACAGUGCCGUUUUUAAUACAUGCUCCGCGUGCGGAUCAUGAAUGA
Messenger RNA from Prorocentrum cordatum, 543 nucleotides. The record is from the annotation of a GenBank genome assembly. NCBI's taxonomy places the organism in Eukaryota, Dinophyceae, Prorocentrales, Prorocentraceae.